CUUUUGACAGCGAAACAUGGAACCGAGAGCGGCGCUCGCCGUAGUUCUGCCCUUACUGCUACUACUACUGCUGCUGCAAUGUUCAUCUAUGUCUCAGGCAAAGACUGCGUGCGUAGACGUCAACAACAACGCAGUCGACUGGUUUAUCAUGUUGAAGCUGCCUGUGACCAAACACAGUAAGGAUGCAGGCUUCGCUGCCGGCGUGGGAUACGUGUACAUGGACGCCAACGUACCGAAGUGGCGCAAAUACGUCAAGUCCCUCAACGACUCCGACAACCCAGUCGGUUUACUCUUCCAGCAGUUACAAAGCAAUGCAAAAUCGGAGGAUUUCAUGCACAUCCUGUACAAUGAUGAAUUGCCUGAGGGACCAACAACCGAACAUUACGGACACACAAAAGGUUUUCUCGGGUUCGACCGAGACUCCGGCUUCUGGCUGGUGCACAGCACGCCAAAGUUUCCCGGCUACACGAACGCCACCUACUACUGGCCGCACAACGGGCGGCGUAACGGGCAGAGCUUCCUCUGUGUCACAUACGCUUACAGCACCCUCGGCGAAAUCGCGACCCGCCAGCUGCUCUAAACCUACCCCGUGGUGUACGACAG
Messenger RNA from Priapulus caudatus, 603 nucleotides. RefSeq names its product plancitoxin-1-like. The record is from RefSeq and is a predicted model, not a curated record. The transcript is spliced from 5 exons. Gene Ontology annotation, biological process: apoptotic DNA fragmentation. Lineage: Eukaryota; Metazoa; Priapulida; Priapulimorpha; Priapulimorphida; Priapulidae. The coding region runs from base 17 to 580 and encodes 187 amino acids. Gene Ontology annotation, molecular function: deoxyribonuclease II activity.